Molecule: messenger RNA, 462 nt
Organism: Entrophospora candida
Lineage: Eukaryota; Fungi; Glomeromycota; Glomeromycetes; Entrophosporales; Entrophosporaceae
Source: the annotation of a GenBank genome assembly
AUGUAUUUUGAAAUUGGUAUUAAGAGGGAAAGAAGUUAUGGAAAAAUUUAUGUCAAGACUGAUAAUAGGACUUAUCGCUUCACUGGUUCAAAAUCAGAAUCAUUAUUUCUACAACGAUUAAAUCCACGUAAAAUUAGUUGGACAGUACUUUAUAGACGCAUGCAUAAAAAAGGUAUCACCGAAGAAGUUGCUAAAAAACGUACAAGACGUUCUGUAAAACAUCAACGUGGUGUUGUGGGUGCUUCAUGGGAUGCUAUUCGCGCCAAACGUAAUCAAAAGCCAGAAGUAAGAGAAGCUGCUCGUCAAGAAGCUAUUCGUGAAGCAAAAGAAAAAAAGAAAGUUGAACAAACUAAACGUAAAACUGAAAAAGCUAAGAUUGAUAAAGGUUCUCGUGGACAACCUAAAAUAUCAAAACAACAAGCUCGUGGUGCACAUCAAAAAGUUGCAGCAAAGAGUCGUUAA